This is a messenger RNA of Ostreococcus lucimarinus CCE9901, 603 nucleotides long. RefSeq names its product MPT family transporter: inner membrane translocase (import) Tim22. Lineage: Eukaryota; Viridiplantae; Chlorophyta; Mamiellophyceae; Mamiellales; Bathycoccaceae. The record is from RefSeq and is a predicted model, not a curated record. Gene Ontology annotation, biological process: protein insertion into mitochondrial inner membrane. The coding region runs from base 1 to 603 and encodes 200 amino acids. Gene Ontology annotation, cellular component: TIM22 mitochondrial import inner membrane insertion complex. The transcript has a single exon. Gene Ontology annotation, molecular function: transmembrane protein transporter activity.
AUGGACGCGUCUUCGGCGUCGGUGACGCGCGACGACGCGUCGUCGACGCUCGAGACGUCGACGAGCGAGGUGACGGCGGGCGAGGUUGACGGCGAACUGCGCGCGGCGACGGCGACGCCGGGGGAGAAGAAGAAGAAAAAGAAGAAGACGUACGAGCGAGUGAAGCUGCCGACGCCCGAGGACGUGUAUCAGCAGGACGCGAUGGAUAACUGCGCGAUUAAGACGGUGAUGUCGUGCGUGCUCGGCGGCGCCCUGGGCGGGGUCAUGGGCGUGGUGUUCGGCGCGUUCGAGCCGAUGGAGGUGCCGGCGCCGGAUGCGCCGAAGGUGACGAUGAGGGAGACCAUUAGACAAGGUGCGAAAAGCGCGGGUGCGCGAUCGUGGAGUUACGCGAAAGGGUUCGCGGCGUUCGGAGCGUUGUACGCCGGGAGCGAGUGCGUGGUGGAAAAGGUGCGAGCGAAGCACGACGUGGCGAAUAGCGCGUACGCGGGUUGCUUCACGGGUGGGGUGAUGGCGCGCACGAGUGGGCCGACGGGAAUGGCGGUGGGGUGCGCGACGAUGGCGGCGUUGAGCGUGGCGAUGGAUAAGUUUAUGGACCACCAUUAA